Messenger RNA from Saccostrea cuccullata (small rock oyster), 1163 nucleotides. RefSeq lists its product as uncharacterized. NCBI's taxonomy places the organism in Eukaryota, Metazoa, Mollusca, Bivalvia, Ostreida, Ostreidae. The transcript is spliced from 6 exons. The record is from RefSeq and is a predicted model, not a curated record. Gene Ontology annotation, molecular function: protein binding. The coding region runs from base 145 to 1050 and encodes 301 amino acids.
ACUCUUCUGAUUUAUUAAAUUAGUCUCGAUUCAUUAUAGUCAACCUUUAACACUGUAACUGAAUUCAUUUGUUUUUUCUUCUUUGAUCAGGGGUAUGCUCGUAACUUUGUCGAAAAUGGAUAUGAAAAUACGAACUUCCUUGGAAUGCUUACAGAAAAAGACCUUAAGCAAAUAGGGAUCAAGAAAGUUGCUCAUCGUAGGAAAUUGUUCCGGUUAAUCCAGGAUAUUCCAGAGUUUAAAAUACCUAUUGGUGUUCCGAACGAUGUACAUUCUUGGCUAAGCGGGAUUGGUUUACUUCAAUAUGAACAGAACUUCAAUAGAAAUCAAAUCAAAACAGUCCAAGAUAUGGAAGUGUUGAAGACCAUCACAAAGAAAGAAAUAAAGGAGGAUCUCAAAAUUAUCAAAUCAGGUCAUAUACAGCGUCUUCUUGAUGCCAUUGCAUGCCUUCGUCAGCCAGCCAAAGAGGAGCGGAUCAUAACAGAAAUUAAGAAGCAGAUCGGUCAGGUCCACAAUCUCAAGGAUUUGGGAAGCGUGAAUCGGGAGGAGAACAAGUUCUGGGUGGAUCUCAUUAAGACUUGUUUAGCGCCCUCGGCAGAUGUAUUCAGUUUGGAGCAAACUCUCAAAAAAAAUUUAAGGACCUUACGUAACGAAUGGUUGAUGGUAUCAGGAAUAGUCAACUGUUUGUGGAUUGUGAUUAUAAUGACGUUAUCCAGCAGUAUCGACUUAAAUGUGGCUGGGACAAAUAUACUCAGUUUAUUGUUCCUAAUCGUAUUUGGAUUUCUGUUUGUUCUUCAAUUUAUCUGCAUGUUGUUACACAGAUUUACAACACUCUCUCACUUUAUUGCGCGUGCGCCAUAUCGAUUUGGCCAGAAUUAUCGAACAUCUUUUGCUUUUCUGUCACGUGACCUGGAACCGGAUGCGAACCACCUGGACCGGAAGCCGAGUCUUGAUGACCACUACGAGGCUUCUGAGAACACCUCCUUAUUAUCAGAUCAUGGUAAUGAUGUGUAUCAACGACGUCUUCAUGCUCGGCCGUAUCAAUCCGUGUGAAUGAUGAUUUGAAUAAUUUCUAAUCACAAAAUCUGUUCAACCUGUGCAUGAUGACUUCAUGAAUUUAACUUUAUGGCCCUUAUACAUGUACCAUAAUUCACAUGUAAAUUUUA